CUCACUGGCUGGGGGUGGUCCUAGCCAGUGCAAUGCAGUUGCGGUGACGAACAAUAACAAAAACACCUCUGAUCAAGCGGGCUCAGUCAGAAAGUAGAUUCUGUUCGAGUAAACGUGUAGCAGAGAAGUCUGUCACUGCAGAAAUUAUCUACAAAAUGGUUGAUAGUAUUUACCGUACUCGUUCUCUCGGAGUGCCUGCUGAGGGUCUGUCUGACCAGUAUGCUGACGGGAAAGCGGCCAGGGUUUGGCAGUUGUACAUCGGCUGUAAACAACAAAGAACGUCGCAGUACAGCGAGUGGUUAUGCAACCUGUUGAGAAAAAAAGGUUGCAGCUCGGUGCUUGAUGUUGCUUGUGGAACCGGAGUCGACUCAAUCCUCCUCCUGGAAGAAGGCUUCAAAGUCACCAGUGUUGAUGCCAGUGAUAAGAUGUUGAAGUUUGCUCUGAAGGAAAGGUGGAACAGACGCAAGGAAGAGGCAUUUGAUAAUUGGGUGGUGGAAGAAGCAAACUGGUUGACUCUAGCCGAGGAUUUUGAGGAAAUUCCACAUCCAGAGGGAGGUUUUGAUACAGUGAUUUGUCUAGGAAACUCGUUUGCUCAUUUACCAGACUUUAGCGAGGAGCAGAGAGAACACAGAAUUGCUUUCUCCAAUUUCUACCGGAUGGUCAAGCCUGGAGGGAUUUUGAUCAUAGACCAUCGUAACUAUGAUGCCAUCUUGGACACAGGCUCUGCCCCAGCCAAGAAUAUCUACUACAAUAGUGACUACAUCAAAGACAUAAAGACUUCAAACUUGUAUGUGAAUGGAAAACCUAAAAUGGUGACUCUAGACUACUUCAUGGAUGUGUCUUCCCUUACCAAAGAUAAUCCAGAUAAAGAAUUUCAGACCCAUUUCCGUCUGUCAUACUAUCCCCAUCGUUUGAAGGCCUUUACUGGUCUUCUGAAGGAGGCAUUUGGUGAAAAAGCUGAACAUCAAGUGUUUGGAGAUUUUAGAGAAUAUGACCCUGAAGACACACCUGCAUACUUCAUCCACGUCAUUCAAAGACCAUUUGACGAGUGAUGGAAAAAAUAACAUUAACGUAAAGAGACUUGACAAAUAGCAUUACUUAAAGCAUUUUUGGUUGUAAAAAUGUGACAGUAUGUGAGGCUGAAAUACUAAAUGGACCAUACUGAGAUUUCUGUCUAUGACAGUUACAAUUGUAAAUAUGAUAGUUACUUGUUUGUAAGCAGGGAUAAUAUUAGGUUUGAGGAAUAUCCCUAUAAUACGGGAGUCCUUAGAGUAAUCUCAUUUGUACAAAUCUGUGCAAGUUGAAAAGUGCACCUUCUGAUAAAGCAUGCAGGUGCCUGUGAGUUACUUUGAUUACUGGACUGCUGCUGUUGCUUCAUAAUGAUUGUUCAAGUUGCACUGUGUUAUUAAAUAUUUGUCUGUUCUGCAUUACAUUGUACAUGUAUGCUAAUAUGUGGUAAGUAAUUUUCAAAAAAAUGUAAAUAGAUUGGAG
Lingula anatina is the source of this 1491-nucleotide messenger RNA. RefSeq names its product glycine N-methyltransferase. Gene Ontology annotation, cellular component: cytosol. Gene Ontology annotation, biological process: one-carbon metabolic process; S-adenosylmethionine metabolic process; regulation of gluconeogenesis. Gene Ontology annotation, molecular function: identical protein binding; glycine N-methyltransferase activity; S-adenosyl-L-methionine binding. The record is from RefSeq and is a predicted model, not a curated record. NCBI's taxonomy places the organism in Eukaryota, Metazoa, Brachiopoda, Lingulata, Lingulida, Lingulidae.